Messenger RNA from Parnassius apollo (apollo), 879 nucleotides. Lineage: Eukaryota; Metazoa; Arthropoda; Insecta; Lepidoptera; Papilionidae. The record is from the annotation of a GenBank genome assembly.
AUGGCCAAUAAACCGACAUAUGCACAGGCAGCUGCAGUGGCUCGCGGGGCUUCGGCGCCCACUGGGCCAACUGCCCCCCGCAUCCCCCCCUCAGUGUCCAAACCAGCGAUUAUAAUUAGUCCUACGGUAGAAGUGAAAUCUCGCCAGGAUGCCGUUGAACUCUUCAAAAAGAACAUUAAUUACCGCGCUUCCAACUACGCACCUGCUAGAAUUCAGCCAGUUUCCAACAAUAAGUUGCGGGUUGAAUUCGACAACGAGACCCAGCUUAAAGACACCCUCACGCGGCUUCAGGGGAAAAGUGAGCUUAAAGCUGAACCAGUGCGAAAAUUAAGACCUAUGGUCAUUCUUAAGGGAAUCUCUAAGGAUGUUCCAGCCGAUGACUUAAUUCAGUCCAUCAUUCGCCAAAAUACAGUAUUAACCGAACUGAUUAACAAUGGUGGUGGUGAGAACCUCAAGUUGAGGUUCAAACGUGAAAACAGAAACGCCAAUUUGUACAACGCGGUAUUGUUAGUAGAACCCAAACUAUACAAUAAAAUGCUCGACAUGGGUCGAAUCAGUGUCGAAUAUCAGCGAGUCCACGUAGCUAGCUUCUCGCCGUUCCUACAGUGCCACAAGUGCCUGCAGUUCGGUCAUACUAAAUUAAGGUGCACUGCGGACCAAAAUCUCUGCUCACAUUGUGCGAGCACGGAGCAUGAUGUGGGCAAAUGUCCCAAUAAAGAUAAGCCCAACAGCGUCAAAUGCUACAACUGCCACACUCAUAACACGCGCUUCAAUACAAAAAUGGAUACCAAACACACGGCCAACUCAAACACCUGCCCACGAUUGCGAGCCAUGAGGGAGAAGAUUAAUAACCGUGUCGAUUAUGGAUAUACACCGUAA